GACUGCGUGCAUCACAGGGAGGCGGAGUCAGGGCGGAGGGUCUGGUGUUGUAGUUUCAUGACCAAAACAUCGGAUUUUUAAUUAUUUGUGUGGAGAUUAAACUCCGUCAGUCUAUUGAGGGAACGUUCACACGGUCACCGACCCGGGACAAACACGGUAAACUGCCAGCUGAACUGCCGCGGUGGGGAAAAUGUCAGCGGGCUCCGGGAACAGAAACACGAACACGGAACCGUGGGGAAGCUUCGAUGAUAACCUCAUCCAGGGCGGCGGCGCAGCGGUCAUCGACAUGGAGAACAUGGACGACACGUCGGGCUCCAGCUUCGAGGACAUGGGAGAGAUGCACCAGAGGAUGAAGGAGGAGGAGGAGGUGGCCGCUGAGGCCGCCGCCACUGAGGACGAUAACGGCGAGGACGGAGAGUUUCUGGGCAUGAAGGGGUUAAAGGGACAGCUGGGCCGACAGGUGGCUGAUGAGGUGUGGCAGGCGGGCAAGCGUCAGGCCUCCAGAGCCUUCAACUUGUAUGCCAACAUUGACAUCCUAAGGCCAUACUUUGAUGUGGAGCCUGUGCAGGUCCGCAGCAGGCUGAUUGAGUCCAUGAUACCUGUUCGUAUGAUCAACUUCCCACAGAAGAUUGCAGGUGAGUUGUACGGUCCUCUGAUGCUGGUCUUCACUCUGGUGGCGAUCCUGCUGCAUGGCAUGAAGACAUCAGGAACCGUCAUUAGGGAGGGGACUCUGAUGGGAACAGCCAUAGGAACAUGUUUUGGUUACUGGCUCAGCGUUUCCUCCUUCAUCUACUUCCUGGCGUACCUUGUCAACGCUCAGAUCACCAUGCUGCAGAUGCUCUCCCUGCUGGGUUACGGUCUGUUUGGUCACUGCAUCGUCCUCCUCAUCACCUACAACAUUCACUUCCACUUCCUGUUCUACGUCCUCUGGCUUGUGCUUGGAGGGCUGUCCACUCUGCGCAUGGUGGCGGCUCUGCUCUCUCGUACGGUCGGUCAGACUCCUCGUCUCCUCCUGUGUGGGACUCUGGCGCUCCUCCACAUGCUCUUCCUGCUCUACCUUCACUUUGCCUACCACAAGAUCAUAGAAGGGCUGCUGGACUCUCUGGAAGGACCCAACAUGGCUCCCAUGCAGCGAGUGGCCAGAGACGUGCCUGAACUGACAGUGAUCACCACAGUGAGGACCCUGGGGGCCCUGCUGAGGGCCCACUGAGGGCCCCGCACAGAGAAACAUCUCUUCCUGUCAGAAGCUUCGUGUUAAAGUUUUGUCUCUGAACUUUUCUGUUGAUGUUUGUACAUUUUUGCUCCCAUUAUAAUAUUUAGUUUAGACCUUUUAUUUUGCUGUUUUCAUGUUCAGAUGUAUUUAUAGUUUCUGUACAGAGACUCAAAUAAACUUUAUGGACUUUA
Molecule: messenger RNA, 1404 nt
Organism: Scatophagus argus
Lineage: Eukaryota; Metazoa; Chordata; Actinopteri; Scatophagidae
Gene: yipf3
Product: Yip1 domain family, member 3
Exons: 9
Coding region: 191-1210 (339 amino acids)
Cellular component (GO): Golgi apparatus
Source: RefSeq, a predicted model, not a curated record